CAAAAACCCACCCCACUCUUGCUUGCAAAGCAUCAGUACUCUCUUUCUCUCCCUCUCUUGUUGUUCUUGAGUUUUUUUCUUUUCUUUUUUACUUUUCUCUCUAAGAAAACUUGAAAUCAUGCAACUUGAUUCUCGAGUCACUAUGAGAGCUAAUAGUUUCAUUUUCCUCACCAACCCUCCAAACAAUACUACUCGUGUCCUUGAAAAUCCAUUGAACAAUGGAUUUCUUCCUACCUUGGAGCUUUCAUCCUACCAUAACCACCAUUUUGAUGAUCAACAACAUCAUGCUAAUAAAAACCAUGAUGAGGUCCCAAUCAAUGGGUCUUCUCAGCAUGGUUUUGGUCAUUUCAUGGCUACAUCUGCUUCUUCUGGCCCUUUCUAUGGGGUUUCAACACCCACUAAUAGCCAUGUCUCCUUUGAAUCUGCUUACUCAUUGUCAUCCUCAUCAGCUGUCUCUCCUUUUCCAUCCCAAAACCAAAAUGGGGUCCUACAUGGUUUGGCUUGCAGUGGUACCACCACUGCCGAGUCACAAUUCUAUGGGUAUCAGGCCUCCGCAGGUUCUUCUCCUGUGCAGCCCGGUACCUUAAACUUUCAAAAUUUGGGAUUGGCCAAGACAGUGGCCGAUGACCACUUCUCAUGCAUGACCACAGCUGCUUCUGCACCAGCUGCUGAUGACCAAAAGGAAUUACGAAAAAGAUCCUCAUCAUCUGUUGUUGUUGGCCAUGGUCUGAAGAAGAAAAAAAGGUCUAGAAAAGCUAGCAAGGUUCAAAACAAAUCCAAUAUCAUCAAGGGCCAAUGGACACCACAAGAGGAUCGUGUGUUGAUGCAGUUGGUGGGGCGAUAUGGGAUCAGAAAAUGGUCGAAAAUCGCUAAGAUGCUGAGCGGUCGAGUGGGAAAACAGUGUAGGGAGAGAUGGCACAACCAUUUGAGGCCGGACAUUAGGAAAGAUACAUGGAGUGAAGAUGAGGACAUAAUUCUGAUUGAGGCCCACAAAGAGCUGGGAAAUCGAUGGGCCGAGAUUGCAAAAAGGCUGGAUGGAAGGUCUGAGAACACCAUCAAGAACCACUGGAACGCCACCAAGAGGAGGCAAACCUCCAAGAACAAGAAGAACAGAGACCCAAACCACAAAGCCAGUACUCUUCUCCAGGACUACAUAAGGAGCCUCCACCCAAUAAUAAACGCCAACAAUUCCACCACCAAUUCCUCAAACGACAACAAUGUCGAUGAUGAUCACCAAGUCCACCAACAACCUGGUGCAGGUAAUCAGUUUUAUUAUCCUGAUCUUAAUAGUCAGGACUAUGGUUAUGAAUCCAAUGCUGCUGUUGUUCUGUUGGAGCAUCGUGACCAGAAUGAUUAUGAUAAUGAUGAAGAUGAAGACGAUGAUGAAGACUGGACUGAUAACUUCUACAAUGUUGAUCUUGAUCAUAUGGAGGAGAAUGGUACAAACGACAACAAUCUUUACUCUGAGACUUAUGGUUUUAAGUCUUUGCUUGAGGAAAUGUCGUAUGGGUCUGGUCAUGUGGCUAACGAGAUUAACAAUGGUGGUGUGGAUUUACAGAUGAGGAAUGAGAUGGAGAGCAUUAUGCGAGGACCUGGUGAGGCUGUAAAGAAGGAGAUGGAUCUGAUGGAGAUGAUCUGCCUGGAAAACCUUUCUUCAACAAAUUGAGAUGCAUCCAUAAAUUGAAUAAUAAGUAGUACUGUGUGUCUGUGGCUUCUCUAAAUAUUUAGAUAUUUGUCCAGAAACACAAGUCGUACUUUUUCGUUUCAAAAUGACGUCGUUUUAUAUAGUUUCUGCUGUCAGUGUCUUUUAAUCUUUAGUUUUUAUUUUAAUAAUGUUUGUGUCGUUGUGUUGUCGUUAUUGCUGCUUGUGUCGUCUUUGCCCUUUAUUUACAGAUUUGUGUGUCUGUAUUUGGGGGCUAAUUGUCGUCUUAAUUACUCCACAAAGACGAAAAAAAUGUCUACUUGCUUCGUGGGAGAGUCCGUCGACGUAAUUUUCUCUUUGUAUUAUGGAUAAUUUGGACAACUUAUGUUAAUUUGCUUUUUGGGUUA
This is a messenger RNA of Cannabis sativa, 2049 nucleotides long. RefSeq names its product transcription factor MYB118. The coding region runs from base 119 to 1666 and encodes 515 amino acids. The transcript is spliced from 3 exons. Gene Ontology annotation, biological process: regulation of DNA-templated transcription. Gene Ontology annotation, cellular component: nucleus. NCBI's taxonomy places the organism in Eukaryota, Viridiplantae, Streptophyta, Magnoliopsida, Rosales, Cannabaceae. Gene Ontology annotation, molecular function: RNA polymerase II cis-regulatory region sequence-specific DNA binding; DNA-binding transcription factor activity, RNA polymerase II-specific. The record is from RefSeq and is a predicted model, not a curated record.